CGCAAAAAUGUGUGUGUGGGGGUAAUGUAGAAGUGGGCCAUUUUGUUUAAGAAUUACAUGCAAUUACAACCCUACGAAUUCUGCUUUUUUUAGGGCAAGAGAAAAGAUCAGUAGAAGAACGAACUUUGUUUUCUGUGCUGUGUUUUCAUUGUCAGCAAAAAUCACACAGAAGCCCAAGAUGAUGUCACGAAUGUCUUCUAACGGUGUACUCGUGCAGCCACACCGAGCUCCUGGCAACAAAAGCCACCCACCUAGGAACACAAAACGGUCUCGGGAGCAGCUGAAGCACAACAUCGAGCAGAAUGCCAUACGGGAAAUUCCGUUUCACGAUCGAAUCAGGGAGUACCAAAACGAGUUCGACGAUACCGUCAUCGGUAAAGCAACUCCAUUGGCCACUUCCCAUGUGCUGUCCGGGUCUUCUUCGAGCAGUAGUUCUUCCUCAUCAGCAACGAGGCCUGCUGCUGACCUGUUCUGGUCUACCUGGGUGCAGUCAAGAGAUCGCUGCGACAUGGUUGCAUUUCUGCUGCAGCGGUCGCCGGAAAUCACGCUUAACAAAUCGGAGCUUGUGCCGCACCAUGCGGUGGACUUGAUGGAUCGAUACGUCUUCGCUGCGAGGACCUGGACCCCGCACCUCGUGUUUCCCUGCUUGUUCGUUUCGCGAAAGCUACACGACGAAAACGCAUUCGGUGGUAAAAAAGAAAGCAAACUUGUUUUUUUUUUGUUGAUGCAGAUGCACGUGCUCGCCAUAGCUCAUAUGGACAUUCACUUUCCUCGUCGAUCAUGGUCUGAUUCUCGAUAUAUGGAAUGAACAGCUGCACGACACAAAUUAAACAUUUUCAAAAGUGCACCAAAUAAAGAAAUAAUCUUGCUGCAGGCUACGUCGACCUUGACGACAGCUAUGGUUCCCUGUUGGACGAGCUGAACCACGACGACGGCACUCUGUCAGUGUCCGAGUGCGAGGAUUUAGAACGCACCUUAUUGAACACGUUGGAGUUUCGCGUUUUCCGCAAUCCGCUUUUGAUCGAAUUCAUUUCCUGGCUUGGAAACGCGGUCUCGCUCUCCUCGUUCGACCUCAAGAAAGCGCAACUGCUCGCAGAGUCCCUGUUUUUCUGCCCCGACGUCGCGUUUCACCCGUGCCGCCCGGCGACGGCACUAGCAAUAGUGUUUUUCGCUUGCAGUGAGUACAGCAGCUUGGAGCUGUGCAUCAACCUCGCCCUGCAGCACACGUGUUUACUGGAGAACGUUCCCGGCAUACUGAAGCACAUCCGUAUGAUUUUCAUCAAUAUUUCCAUUUCCUCGUCACUCUAUGUAUUGCAUACAUACUUUAACUUUUUCGCGCUAUAGUAGAAGCAGUUGACAUCCUCGAUCUACAUCUUGCACGAAAAAUAUGUCAACAAGCAUGGACACGACAUCUUCAAAUCCAAAUGUCUUUUUUUGUGUUCAGAUACUUUCCUCGAAGGCCGAGCCACUUCUCCCGUUACCCGCGUAGCAGUAACUGCAGAAAAUGCUGGCCCACCGGGUACUACCACACCGCCGCCAGCGCCGACAUUCGUUUCUGUCUUCAAGCGAGUCACGAGCGCCAAGCAUAGCAAUUCAGGCGGAUUCAAAACCUACGGCGCAACCAUGGCCCGGAACUUGUUCGACUGCAGCUCGAUGCAAAGUAAUUCAGGCGGCAACUCGUCGUCUUCCACUUCCACUUCCACGACGGCAGGGCCGCGUGAUGUGUCAUCUACGCAGGGAAAGUUGGGGGCAGCGGGUCGAACAUGCAGAAAGAAGGUGCGUUGGAGCGACUUCGCAUCGCAGUGGGGCCGGAUGGUGCAGAGCCAAAAGGAAAAACUCGGAUGGUCGCCAACGGCGGUUUCGAGCGCUACUCCAAGUCCGGGCCUAGAGAAGAAGCGCCAACGCAUCUCCGCCUCCACGCCGUUUGGCGCUAGUACAGACGGAGCAUCUAAGAGCAACGCUGUCAUCACACCCAGCACGGUUGCAUCGAGCUGCUCGCUGGCCCUUGUCUCAGCCGAUCACGCGAGUCGAAACGUUGUCGGAGGACUCGACGGAAUGAACGGAGGAUCGCAUGGUCAUCAUGAGCAGAUUGACUUCGAAAUGAUCCAGGAGCAGGCCACCACCGAAGAUCUUCUUGCGUCUACCAAACAGCAGGAGCACCGGCAUGGAGCAGGAAUUUUUCCACACGACACCUUCAAGAUCAGCGAAAGCAUGCAGGUUUCUUCUACAUCAAGCAAGAAAAACCGGAACCGGCGGUAUAGUUGCACGCAUGCGCAGCGACUGAAUUUUAUUGCAGAUGAAGACGCUGACAGCGAGGAUGCAAACAGUAGCUGCAGUCGGAAGAUGAAAACUGCGAAGAAACGUUCCGAAGAGAAGAAAAAACGACUGUCGUUUUCUGAUGCGGUAAUGCACCACAAGGAGCAAGUGCAAGGAGAUGACGACGUCCACAAAAACAACUUGAUCACGCAAGCGAAAAAUCCGCGUGCAGACCGGCGAACAGCCUGGGACGAAAGCCAACAAAGCCGCAGUGAUGUCUCCAGCAGCUUCGAAAUCGAGGAUGACACCACGACAAGAAAGAACACGACCAACGCUGCUGGUGGAUUCUUCGCCGGCACGACGGCGGGAGCGAACACUUCUUCUCAAGGCGGGGACCUCCACCUCCACAAGGUCGCCCAGAAGCAAAAGUCUGGGGAGAACUUCGAUGACCAACGAGACGAAUUCAUUAUCGACGAGUUUUUGAAUGCUAUCAAGUAAAAUAUUACAUAACAAAAAUCAAAAUGCAGAAAAAUAUGCUAUAUUCUAUGGGGAGCUUUUUGCGCGGGUGCUAGUAAAGGCAGAAGUACAUGCAAGAAUAGAAGCAAAUCCUGCAAGUAGAAGAAUUGUCAUGCGCUCAUGAUUUUUGUGAAAACUUCAUGAGGAGACGCUUCGGCAGCGCGCGAAUUUUGUUUUAGAACUUUGAACAAACGAGCUUACAUUUCGCUUUGAUGCCAUCGUGCUCAUCGUUGGUACCUACUAGAAUAUGCGUUUACAAAGUGAAAGUCUCUCACUCAGAAAAAACUGUUGAUUGAAUGUAUCAAGAAACCGUCAGAACUAAAUCAUGCGAAAUCUUCGAACUUUGAUUUUUACCCUUCUUGUAAGUAAUGUAUGUCACGCAGGAACGACCGGACCGGCGACGUCAGUGAUGUCGACUUUGCGUCUACUCCAGAAUCAAUUCUUGCAAUUGUUUACAACUUUCGGCUUCGAGGACUCGAUAAACGGAGCUGCUAUCUAUAUCAGAGGUCCCGUCCGAUUGAACUAAAAUUUUUUAUGUUUCUCUCUGUGUACAAAAGAAGUGAAAUAAAAGUGUAAGAUGCUACUUAUUUGCACAGGCCCAAGCAGAACUUUUUCUUUUCUUCUGAAACCUUUCUGAUGUAACAACGACUCGCACAGCUUUGCUUACUAAAAG
Amoebophrya sp. A120 is the source of this 3445-nucleotide messenger RNA. NCBI's taxonomy places the organism in Eukaryota, Dinophyceae, Syndiniales, Amoebophryaceae. The record is from the annotation of a GenBank genome assembly.